This is a messenger RNA of Clonostachys solani, 1518 nucleotides long. The record is from the annotation of a GenBank genome assembly. Lineage: Eukaryota; Fungi; Ascomycota; Sordariomycetes; Hypocreales; Bionectriaceae.
AUGCCUGGUAUUCCCAAAUCAACAGCCUGCCAAGAUUGCAAGCGGAAAAAGAUCAAGUGUGAUCAAAAUUGGCCAGCCUGUGGACAAUGUUUGCGCUCCAAGCUCGCCUGCCAGGGGCCGACAUCCCUCGCCAAGUUUGUCCACCAAGGCGACCACCGAGCCGCGCCUCCAGUUCAAGGGAGGAUACGGCUCGAUUCGCCUGAGCUACAAUCCCAAAACCCUCGCACCAAGUUUGCCAAGCUCGUCCAGCGCGGCCAAGCAUCAACUUUCGAAAAUGGAACCUCCAUAUCUGUGAUGCGCCUCCAGGCACCGCGCAGGAGCCCGCCUUCCACUUCGGCUGAAAGACUUGCCAUCAAGCUCAAUAUCCUCUUGAGGGAUGGUCUCGACAAUGGAGUCUGCAGGCAGAUGAGCUACCUACCGCAUGUUCGGCAGCGACUGGGAGAUAGCACCUGUCUACGAGACUGCACGGCUGUGUUUUGCUCCGCGUGGGCGGACUAUCGUCGCCGGGCGCCCGGGGAGAAGUUAAUCUCCCUGAAGCUCUUUGGAAAGGCGCUCCGGAGUCUUGGGAAGGCUGUCCAGGACGAUAAGACGGCGUUUACAGCGGAGACUCUAGGCGCAAUGGCGCUGCUGGAGCGCACCGAGAGCCUAUUCGGCGUUGGCAGCGUGAAACACUUGGUCAAGCAUUUGAAUGGCAUCAAGUAUGUGCUUCAACAUAAAGGCCCGCCAAAUCUGGAUGAUGGGCUAGAUGUUUUAUUGACUUUUGAGAACCAAGGUGCCCUGUUUGCCUUAUCACUGACAGGUGAUGAGAACUAUAUGUUAAAAGAAAACUGGGAAAAGAUUGCAGAAAAGGCCACCCGGGAGAAGGAGAUAGCCCGUGGACAGGAAUGCUUUUCCGAUGACUUUGAUAUGGGGGAGGGGAUCGUAGCUAAGUGGCCGGACUGGGUCCACAUAACCAAGUCCCUCCGGAAAAAUCCUGAUAUGAUGGAGAACAAGAAGGUAGAACUCCUCGAUACACUUCACAGCCUGGACGAGGAGAUGGAGAUAUUGAUGGCUGGAGUGAUUGAGAAGGCGACUUCUCUGGGUUUUUUGCGUGAGGUUCCCGACGCCGAACUUUUCACCCUGAGCAAGUAUGAGUUUGGAUCACUCUUUUUCGCACAGGCGUUUGCGGGAACACUUCUUCUUCAGAUGGUCAUCCGACGAUUUAUUUACGACAUUGGGGUCAUAUAUGGCUCUCCAGAAGCAAUCACAUAUUCCCGGUACCGAGACAUCUGUGUUCAGUUAUGGAUGAUCUUCCCAUACAUGGCUACGCAAGAUCCUCUUUCUGCGAUGGAUUUGCUCAACCGAGUCUAUCUCAGCAUUGAAGCGGCAGACGAAUAUGAGAAGGAUUGCUUUCUUGAAGCUAUUCUAGCACUGGAUACCUAUCAGAAACGACUCCCAGCAGAUAAGAGACAGCUAGGAGAGUCUCUCCAAAGGAUGGCAGCAAGUCGUUUUGGGCGAGCCACACACCAACCUACAUAA